AGUGUGGUGAAAUAAAGGCACUUUCUCACUACAACAUGACAGCGGAAACUUUACGGACGUUUAGUUCAAGAGGAGAAGGUAAGUGACUGGUGUCAGAAGGUCAGAGGAUGUUCUCACGUUCAUACUGAUCACAGCUCAGCAUUUACACAGACAUAAUUUGCGGGUGUGUCGGCGUCACUUCGCUCUGCUACAGAAAUAUUCAAAUCCCACAAAUACACAACUGCUGCUGCACAAAUCCUUCAGCACACAAAGUGGGCGGAGUCUCCAACCAGUGAGGAAGCUGCUGAUUGGUGUGUCAGUGGGUGUUCCUGCGGUGGUCAGUGUGCGCUAUGGUCUCUCUGACCCCAAAGAAAGGAGGAAGAUGAGAAUAUUAGUGGAGGGAACAAGACGCUUCUGCAGAUCUUUAUAUAUCGGAUGUCUGAUUUCGGUGGAUUAUUGGUGGACAUCCAACGUUGUUCUUCGUGGCAUGGAUGAAGAAUGGCCGGAGUUCAAGGCAGCCAUGUCCGCGUGUCACCAGCGGGCGGCAGACAGCAUAGUGGAGGGAGCAGUGAGGAACGGGGGGGUGUACAUUAAACUGGGACAGGGCCUGUGCUCCUUUAAUCACCUCCUCCCUCCUGAGUACAUACACACACUGCAGGUCCUGGAGGAUAAAGCACUGAACCGCCGCUACAAAGAGGUAGACGCUUUAUUCCUAGAGGACUUCAGUUCCACUCCAGAUAAACUGUUUAAGACGUUUGACUACGAGCCCGUGGCAGCUGCGAGUUUAGCUCAAGUGCACAAAGCAGAGCUACAUGACGGGACGCCUGUGGCUGUGAAGGUGCAGUACAUCGAUCUCAGGGAUCGCUUCGACGGAGACAUCAGGACGCUGGAGAUCCUGCUGGAUAUAGUGAAGCUUAUGCACCCAAGCUUCGGUUUCCGCUGGGUCCUAAAGGACCUGAAGGGAACGUUGGCGCAGGAGCUGGAUUUCGAGAACGAGGGCAGGAACUCAGAGCGAUGUGCUGAAGAGCUCAAGCACUUUAAAUUUGUGGUCGUACCCAAAGUGUUCUGGGACCUGACCAGUAAGCGCGUCCUCACUGCCCAGUUCUGUGACGGCUGUAAAAUCAACAACGUCGAGGAGAUCAAGAGACUGGGCCUGAGUUUAAAAGACACUGCAGAUAAAUUCAUCAGGACUUUUGCAGAACAGAUAUUUUACACUGGCUUCAUACACGCAGACCCUCAUCCUGGAAAUGUGUUGGUGAGAAGAGGUCCUGAUAAAAAAGCAGAACUUGUUCUCUUAGAUCAUGGACUUUAUGAAAGCCUCAGCAAAAGUGACCGAGCCGCUCUGUGCCAGCUGUGGCGCUCCAUCGUCCUCAGAGACGAAGACGCCAUGAAGACAUACGCCAACAACCUCGGGGUCAAAGACUAUUUCCUGUUCUGUGAGAUGCUCCUUCAGCGGCCGAUCGACAUGCGUGAGCUGGGUCUGGGGAACAUCCUGAGCCGUGAGGAGACGUCGUACAUGCGCAGUAUGGCCGCUCAGCGCUUCGACACCAUCAUGGAGGUGCUGAAAGCUCUGCCUCGGCCCAUGAUGCUCGUCUUCCGCAAUAUUAACACUGUGCGCAGCAUCAACGUGGCACUCGGAGCUCCGGUGGACCGCUACAGCCUGAUGGCCAAGAGUGCCGUGCGAGGUUGGGGUAAAACCAGAGCAGACGAGUUGAGGCUUCUGCCCCGGGUCACUGUGUUGCGCUGGAUUUGGGGUUUCUGGGAGGACGUGAAAUUUGAAUGUGCUUUAAGGUCAGAGAUGAUGAUGAGGAGUUUGACACGCUGUGUUCUGCAGCUUCUGUCCUUCUGUGGUUUCAUCUCUCUCCAUCCAGACGUUUAUCAGUACCUCAAAUAACCAAAAACUCAGCUUUAGUCUUUAUUUUAUUACAUUUUACACUCUCCCAGCAGCAGAAGUGUAAACUCUCACCUCUGUCCUCUCGCCGUCUCUCAUCCUGUUUGACUUUUUUUUGUUUGUUUCCUCUUGUUCACUUCCUGUGUCCUGGUUUUCACAUCUGUUUCCCCCUUUUUGUAAUUAAAUCCUCCACUAUGCAGACAGUCUGUGCUUUAGCCACGAGGACAGCGAUGUAAUCUAAUACUUUAUAAUAAUAAUAAUAAUAAUAAUAAUAAUAAUAAUAAUAAUAAUAAUAAUAAUCAUAAUAAUAAGACUUUUCCUGGUGCAGUCGUCUUUAUUGUAGAGACACGAUGAACGUCAGACAUUCAGUCUGACUAAAGUUGUAAUUUAUUGUAAUUCUACACAUUUUUCCUUCAGAUAGAAACAAAACACUCAGGUGACGAUAAAAGCAUGGAAGGAGACGACAGCCGUGCUAUCAGCACAACACACUGAGUUAUCAGAGCAAAGUUCAGCCCUUACACUUGGCUUUCCUUCUUGUCUCAGACCUUGAAGUGAAUCAUGAACAAGUGGGACUUUAACAAUGGGACAAAUGGGACAGAGACAGAUGAUAUCCUGAGUUACUUCCCCUUCCCUUUCCUGUGAGACAGGAACCACACGACUAACGUAAAGUUGAUUUGGCUUCCACAUGAUUAAUAUACUAGUAAUAAAAUUUAAUAAAACACAAUUUCCCCCUUUGAGAGCUCUAAUAACUCUUACAAAAGAUACGUACGUCCACCAGACUGCCACCGCUGGGCCCCUAAGUAAGGCCCUUAACCCUCAAUUGCUCAGUUGUAUAAAAAUGUAAGUUGCUCUAGAUAUAAGGGCGUCUGCUAAAUGCUGUAAAUGUAAAUGUGACAAAUGACAUGACAUACCUUAUUCAAGGGCACCUCAGUCGUGGUAUAGCCGGUCCGAGACUCGAACCCACAACCUUAGCGUGAGGAGUCAAACUCUAACCAUUAGGUCACGACUUCCCCACAAUUUUCACAUAUCCCAGGCUAUUAUGAGCCUGGGGUCAGAGCACAGGGUCAGCCAUCGUGCGGCGCCCCUGGAGCAGGUGAGGUUAAGAACCUUGCUCAAGAACCCAACAUAGAUGUCUCAGCAGCUUGUGAGCUUGAACCCCGAUCUUCUGAUUAGGAACCCAGCACCUUGACCGCUGGACCAUCACGUCCUCACAAAAAGGAAAGGGGUCAUGCUGUAAAUUUCUUCUGAUAUCUUGCUGCUUUUUUCUACAAUCUUUUACCUAAUGCCCUUAUUUUCCACAACAGUUCCACGUCUCCUCUCUCUUAGGGCAGCUCUGUUCUCACCUGGUCUCUGCAUGGGAAUUACUCAGGGAUGACUUUUAUCCUAACAUCAGUAUCUCGCUCCCAGAUUGCUGACCUGUCCAAGUUACUUCUCACUGUUUGAUUAGAACAAGUAAGGUGUAGGAAAGCCAGAGCAUUUCUGUAUUCCAAUAAAAGGCCAUCAAAUCAUGAUCUGACUGUUGGCCCCUUAUCAUCUAAUACAUUAUCUGGACUGUUGGCCCCUUAUCAUCUAAUACAUUAUCUGGACUGUUGGCCCCUUAUCAUCUAAUACAUUAUCUUUACUGUUGGCCCCUUAUCAUCUAAUACAUUAUCUUUACUGUUGGCCCCUUAUCAUCUAAUACAUUAUCUUUACUGUUGGCCCCUUAUCAUCUAAUACUGUACAUUAUCUGUACUGUUGGCCCCUUAUCAUCUAAUACAUUAUCUGGACUGUUGGCCCCUUAUCAUCUAAUACAUUAUCUGGACUGUUGGCCCCUUAUCAUCUAAUACAUUAUCUUUACUGUUGGCCCUUCCACUGUAUCCAACAGCUGAUCGGACAAAAUCUUCAUGUGUUCGCUUGGGGCCUGUGGUAGCCUAGUGGUUAAGGUGUUGGACUACCAAACGGAAGGGUGUGAGUUUGAUUCCUAUGUCCACCAAGCUGCCACUGCUUUGCCCCUGAGCAAGGCCCUUAACCCUCAAUUGCUAAGUUGUAUAAAAAUGAGAUCAAAUGUCAGUCGCUCUGGAUAUAAGGGCGUCUGCUAAAUGCUGUAAAUGUAAAUGCUUACAGUUUCUUCCUUCUUCCGCACAAAGCUCAUGACUCUUUGCUGGCGCGUGUGAGACCGUAAUUACAGUAUAAUAUAAAGGUUAUUAAAGUAUGUACUAUUAACAUUCACAGUACCUUCAUAAGCUCUGAUUCUGUUAACACCUGAGACAUAAGUCGAGUGACCUCCACUAGAGACGUGUUGGAGACGAGAUGCAAUUAUUUUGCUAACGCUGUCCUAAAUUACAGUUUACUGAUGGCAAAGUCUGAGAGUCUCUCUAAUGCUUCAGGUCCUAAUGCUUUACUCGGACAUGGGCACAGAGUAUUUUCUACCUCUUCUAUUCUACAUUGAACCCUUUUGUGCUCCACACACUUCAGGGGCAUUGACUGGCUGAUCAGUGAGGUCACUAAGGGACACAUCGUCUCCCUUAUGGUUAAACUAAGACUGUAAGGAUGCACGUGUUCUGACCGUGUUGACUGCUGAUCGAAAAUAUGUGUGUUAAUAAUAUAUAAUAAUAAUAAUAAUAAUAAUAAUAAUAAUAAUAAUAAUAAUAAUAAAAUCUAUUCCUAAAAUUUGUCCCACACUUGUUUGGCUGCUCUUCAUCCUGGCGCCGUUCUCAGCAGGUCACAUGACUCUUUAAUCGCGUGACCCCUGAAAGUAACUAGAGUCCCAACGGUUUCAUGGCAAUGGGGGCCAAUACUUAUACAAAUCAGAACAUUUACAUAAUUCCGUUUUAUAAAUCAUAUCGGUUGAGUAUUAUGGGAUGUUUUGUGUAGAUUUCUGAAAUAAAAUCGCAGCUCAAUUCAUUUCAGUUCCCGGUUGUAACGGUUGAAGGGGGUGAAAACAUACGCACAGCAUCGUAAAAGACCCUGCAGUCGUGCAGCGAAGUGAAGAAACAGAUUAUUUUUAAAUAAUUACAAAGCUUUAAAGUUUAAAAUUGUAAUCUGUAGUUAAUCUGAGUUUAACUCGGUUAUCCCAAGUGCCAUAUUGUAAUGAAUCGAACACAAAUCUCUGGAUCGUCUGAGUGCAGAAGAAGUUCUUGUGGGACGUGAUGACCGUCUCACUCACCUGUGGGACGUGAUGACCGUCUCACUCACCUGUGGGACGUGAGGGCCGUCUCACUAACCUGUGGGACGUGACGACCGUCUCACUCACCUGUGGGACGUGAAGACCGUCUCACUCACCUGUGGGACAUGACGACCGUCUCACACACCUGUUGGACGUGACGACCGUCUCGACUCACCUGUGGGAUGAGACGACCGUCUCACUCACCUGUGGGACGUGACGACCCUCUCACUCACCUGUGGGACGUGACGACCCUCUCACUCACCUGUGGGACGUGACGACCCUCUCACUCACCUGUGGGACGUGACAACCGUCUCGCCUCACUUCCAUCAUGUAACAUUUAUUACUGUUUGACUUUAAUGUUGAAUUUGAAUGUAAACCCUGUGACACUGACAGCAGUGACAUGAAGCAGUCGUUUGUGUUUAAUGUAUAAAUGAUUUAUUAAAAAAAGGAAAGUUGAUGUUCA
Tachysurus fulvidraco (yellow catfish) is the source of this 5478-nucleotide messenger RNA. RefSeq names its product aarF domain containing kinase 5 (gene adck5). NCBI's taxonomy places the organism in Eukaryota, Metazoa, Chordata, Actinopteri, Siluriformes, Bagridae. The record is from RefSeq and is a predicted model, not a curated record. The transcript is spliced from 16 exons. Bases 362 to 1873 code for a protein of 503 amino acids.